Corticium candelabrum is the source of this 1927-nucleotide messenger RNA. Its product is annotated as lysosomal cobalamin transporter ABCD4-like. The transcript has 19 exons. Gene Ontology annotation, biological process: fatty acid beta-oxidation; peroxisome organization; very long-chain fatty acid catabolic process. Gene Ontology annotation, molecular function: ATP binding; ABC-type transporter activity; ATP hydrolysis activity. Gene Ontology annotation, cellular component: peroxisomal membrane. The record is from RefSeq and is a predicted model, not a curated record. NCBI's taxonomy places the organism in Eukaryota, Metazoa, Porifera, Homoscleromorpha, Homosclerophorida, Plakinidae. Bases 15 to 1847 code for a protein of 610 amino acids.
AACAACACUUUGUUAUGGAGCACGUGGGUCUUAUAAACGCGGCAGAUUUGUCAAGUCCUCGCAGAUAUCCUGUACGCAGAAGGAGUAAUGGAAAGAGUAGAUUGGGAUUUGAUCGAUUAUUUCUUAAACGAUUGUGGAGGAUUUUGAGAGUGAUGAUGCCUGGUUGGCUCAAAACAACUACACUGCUUCUCAUUGUGCUGCUGUUGUUGGCUGUUGGAGAACAAUUUGCUAUUUAUUACACGGGUCUAGUUCCCAGUCAGUUUUAUGGAGUAUUAACGAGGAAGGAUGCCAAUGGCUUCAAGACAGUUUUGUGGAAAGGAGCAAUUUGUAUUACAGCUGCAGCUAUGGGUAGGAGCUUUAUUCAGUUUGUGUGCGGAUGGUUGCAUGUGAUGUGGAGGAAAUAUCUCACCGAUCAUCUUCACGACAGUUACUGUACAGACAUUGUCUACUACAAUGUCAAUGUAUUGGAUCCCACACUCGACAACAUAGAUCAACGUAUAACACAAGAUGUGGAACGCUUUACUUUCAAAUUGAGUGACAAGGUUGCAUCUAAGUUGAUCAUCACUCCAUUCACAGUGAUUUACUACACAUACAAAUGUUGGAACAGCAUUGGCUACUUUGGUCCCGUUCUUAUCUACCUCUACUUCUUUGUUGGAGUUGUUAUCAACAAGUUAAUAAUGUCACCAAUUGUACACUUAGUUUACAAACAAGAAAACCUGGAAGGCGACUUUAGGUUUCAACACAUGCAGCUGAGAGUUCACUCAGAGUCAGUAGCAUUUUACAGGAGUGGAGAGCUAGAAAAGCAGAGACUGUCACUGAAGUUCAAGGACCUGCUGUCAACUCAGGGUCUUCUUGUGAUGUGGAAUUUCCUUCUAAACAGCUCAGUGAACAUAUUUGAUUAUGUGGGUGGAAUACUGAGCUACCUUAUUAUUGCACUCGCAGUGUUUGGAACAGCACGCUUUGACUCGCUCUCUGCCAGUGACAUGAGUGUCCUCAUCAGUGAGAACUCAUUCUUCUGUCUUUACCUCAUCAAUCAGUUCUCGUCUCUUAUUGACCUUAGCAACGACUUGUCAGACAUUGCAGGCUACACACACAGGAUAGGACAACUUAUGGAGUGUCUUCAUGACAAUCACAACGACCAGCAUGACCUUCCAUGGCAAGCUGCCAGUGAAACAGUAAGUCACGUGACUGAUGCUAACACAAAAGGUUUAUGUCUUCAGAAUGUGUCUUACUGUCCACCAAGCAGCGACCAGUUGUUAGUGAAUGACCUGACCAUAGAAUUAUGUGUUGGCAAGAACAUAUUGGUGAGCGGCAGGACUGGAGUGGGCAAGAGCUCGCUGUUUCGAGUGAUCAGCAACAUUUGGCCAGUAGUGAAAGGUAAAAUUCAAUGGCAGAUUCCUUAUUCUACUCACUUUGUGUUCUUUCUUCCUCAACGAGCGUUUCUAGUGCAGGGAUCUGUACGAGAGCAGGUUGCGUAUCCGCGAUCGCCUGCUGAUGUUUGUGAUGAGAAAAUUAAAGAUGCUCUUAGUAUGGUCGACUUGAGUCAUAUUGUAGAUGAAAUCCAUUUUGACAAGCAACCGGCAGUAAACUGGGAUGACAUCCUUUCACCCGGUGAAGUUCAAAAGCUCGGCUUCGCUCGCCUUUUCUGUCAUCAGCCACGAUAUGCUUUGUUGGAUGAAGCAACGAGUGCUGUAGAUGAGGAAACAGAAGGAAAACUGUACGAUAUGUGCCAAGACUUAGGAAUAACAUUAGUCAGCAUCAGCCACAGAAUGUCUCUCAAAAGGUAUCAUCAUGUCGAGCUGUGUCUAACAGGUGGUGGUGAGUGGACAUUAGCAAGCAUGCAGUAGCGACUGCUGAGAUAAGAAAAAUGAUUCUCUUAGUAUCUACUGAUUUUAGAUGUUUUGUUUUCUAAUAUAUACAGACUAUA